CUUGGGGAUCAAGAAAAAAAACCCAUCCGGUUCAUCUCCCGAAAUCGUGUUGCCAAUCUCAUUUCUCUCUUUUUUCAGAAAAGAAAUGAUUAAAUUCGAAAGCCAACACCUUCGUAGAACCAUCGUCGCCGUCAGAAAUGGCCCUCUUCACUUUUAAAUACCAUCAAAAUCUCACUCCCUCUUCGUAUUCCCACCCAUUCUUCCUGAUCUUUUCUGGGUCUUCUCUUCAUCGUCGAAACUGAUUGAUCCCUCUGAUUUAUGGAUAAUAAUCUUCUCGACGAUUUUCCCAAUUUCUGGAAUAAUUUCAAUUUCCAUCCCCAUGUUUCAAAUGGGUUCACAGCGAAUCGCGAAAUCGUCGACCCCAUUAUGAUUCCGGCGAAUUCGCCGCCGUCGAGCUCGGAAGGGGAGUCGCCGGACAGCCAUGACACCUCCAACACGACGCUCAAGUACAUCACCGAGAUGCUUAUGGACGAAGAAGAGGAUCUGAAAACCAAGCCGUGUAUGCUUCUGGACGGUUUGGCUCUUCAGGCCGCCGAGAAAUCCUUCUACGAUGUUCUUGGGCAGAAAUAUCCACCUUCCCCAAUCGGAACUUGCGAUUCUUCUGGUAAGGGAGGAGAAGAAGAAUUUGAACCUGUGAGUGAAUAUCCCUCUGUGUUUGCCCCUUUUGCGAACCCUCUUCUGGGUGGUCAAGAUUCGUUUCUUGAGAUGCAGUUUAUUGGCCAUUUUAGGCAAGGGUUGGAAGAGGCGAGCAAGUUUCUUCCCAUCAAUGGAAGAUUUGGGACCAUUGACUUGGAGAGCGAAUCACCGCCGUCCAUUUCUUCUGGGGGUGUGGCUUUUUCUUCUAGUGUUGGUAAUGGGUUGUUAAGAGAGAAGAAAAACCGUGAGAGGGAGGAUAGUGAUGAGGAGUUGAGACUCGCCAAAUAUUCAGCUACUUAUGCUGAUGACAACAAUUCACUGUGUGAUUUGUUUGAUGAGGUUCUGCUGUGUCGGGGGGAGAGUCGGCGGCCCCAGUCGUGCGGUUCGGAUGAUUCGUCGGAGAACGAAGCAAAAAAGAAGUCCGGGAGGAGAUGGAAAGGGAAGAAGAGGGGAUCGAGGAAGAAGGAGAAGGACAAGAGUAUGGGAAUUGUGGAUUUGUGGACAUUGUUGACUCAGUGUGCUCAGGCAGUUUCGAACUAUGACAAGAGGACUGCUGUAGAAUUGCUUAAUCAGAUAAGGCAGCAUGCUUCUCCAUCUGGGGAUGGGAAUCAGAGACUAGCUCAUUACUUUGCCAAAGGGCUUGAGACCCGGCUUGCGGCCGGGACGCCUCUGUAUAUGCCGUUUGCAAGCAAUGAAACCUCUGCUGCUGAGAUCUUGAAGGCUUACCAGAUGUUCAUCAAGGCCUGCCCGUUUCGGCGGAUGUCGUAUUUCUACGCCAACAGGACGAUUUUGAAACUAGCUGAGAAAGUAACUAGGCUUCACAUUAUUGAUUUUGGGAUUCUGUAUGGUUUGCAAUGGCCCUGCUUGAUUCAGCGGCUCUCAAGCAGACCAGGUGGGCCUGCCAAACUUAGGAUCACAGGGAUCGAGCUUCCCCAGCCGGGAUUUCGCCCCACUGAAAGGGUUGAGCAGACGGGGCGUCGCCUUGAACAUUACUGCAAGAGAUUUAAUGUGCCAUUUGAACACAAGGUAUUGGCACAGAAAUGGGAUAGUGUUAGGUACGAGGAUCUGAAUAUUGAUAGAAAUGAGCUGACGAUUGUGACUUGUAUGUUCCGAUUGAAGAACGUACCGGACGAGACGGUGGUGGCGAACAGUCCAAGAGACACGGUUUUGAAGUUGAUCAGGAGAAUAAACCCGGAUCUGUUCAUCCAUGAAAUCACCAAUGGCUCAUUCAACACUCCAUUCUUCAAUACACGGUUUAAGGAGGCACUAUUUUACUACUCAUCGUUGUUUGACAUGUACGAGGCAACGGUGCCUCGAGAUAACCCGCAGAGGCAUUUGUGCGAGAAGGAAAUCCUUGGAAGAGACAUCAUGAACGUGGUAGCGUGUGAGGGACUCGAGAGAGUUGAAAGGCCCGAGACAUACAAGCAAUGGCAAGUAAGGAACACCAGGGCCGGGUUCAAGCAAGUUCCAUUAGACCAGCAUCUGCUCAAACAUGUGGAGAACAUAGUCAACACAGAAUAUCAUCACGACUUCGUCAUCGACCAGGACGGGUCGUGGAUGUUGCAAGGCUGGAAGGGGCGGAUCAUCGACGCCUUGUCUUGUUGGGUAGUUGCAUAACAUGCCACAUAAUCCAGUCAAGAGCAUAGCUCAAGUGGUUAAAGUAUAUAUCCUUCACCAGAAGGUCCGAUGUUUGAAUCUCCAGCCAAGAGCAUAUCUCAACUGGUUAAGACAUAUAUCCUUGACCAGAAGGUUCGAUGUUUGAAUCUCCAGCCAAGAGCAUAGUUCAACUGGUUAUGGCAUAUGUCGUUGAUUAAAAGGCCUAGGUUUGAAUCAUCACUCCAAUAUGUUGUUAGGUUGUUGAACACAGAAAAAAGAUGCCAGGAAAUCCAUCAGCCAUAGCGCAGUCAUAGCCAUGGAAGACUUGGCAGUCUAUCAUAUUUCUCCAUUUUUAUCAUCUGUUUUUGGAGUUUUUCUGUCUGCUAACAAAGUAAUGUAGCUUCAUUGUUGGAACUUUUGUAUAUAUUGGAUCUCAAAUUUGCCCCUAUGGAAAUCACAUAUAAAUUACAACCAAAGCUUACUUCCCAUUGGUUUUCCCCUU
Molecule: messenger RNA, 2734 nt
Organism: Momordica charantia (bitter melon)
Lineage: Eukaryota; Viridiplantae; Streptophyta; Magnoliopsida; Cucurbitales; Cucurbitaceae
Product: scarecrow-like protein 30
Source: RefSeq, a predicted model, not a curated record